AUGCAGAACAAGACCCGCGCUUCUCAUGCAGAAAAAGACCCUCCUUCUCCUGUAGAACAAGUCCCUCCUUCUCAUGCAGAACAAGACCCUCCUUCUCCUGCGGAACAAGACCCUCCUUCUGCUGUAGAACAAGACCCUCCUUCUCAAGCAGAACAAGACCCUCCUUCUCCUGCGGAACAAGACCCUCCUUCUCAUGCAGAACAAGACCCUCCUUCUCCUGUAGAACAAGUCCCUCCUUCUCAUGCAGAACAAGACCCUCCUUCUCCUGUAGAACAAGUCCCUCCUUCUCAUGCAGAACAAGACCCUCCUUCUCAUGCAGAAAAAGACCCUCCUUCUCCUGUAGAACAAGUCCCUCCUUCUCAAGUAGAACAAGACCCUCCUUCUCCUGCGGAACAAGACCCUCCUUUUCCUGUAGAACAAGACCCUCCUUCUCAAGCAGAACAAGACCCUCCUUCUCCUGCGGAACAAGACCCUCCUUCUCAUGCAGAACAAGACCCUCCUUCUCCUGUAGAACAAGUCCCUCCUUCUCAUGCAGAACAAGACCCUCCUUCUCCUGCGGAACAAGACUCUCCUUCUCCUGCGGAACAAGACCCUCCUUCUCAUGCAGAACAAGACCCUCCUUCUCAUGCAGAAAAAGACCCUCCUUCUCCUGUAGAACAAGUCCCUCCUUCUCCAGUUUCACCAAGUUCUGAUUGUGCAAAUGGAGGAGAGACAGUUCGGGUGACCAACGAAACACUUUCAUGCACUCAAAACGAUGCCAAUGAUAAGCUCAACAAUAAUGCUCAAAAUGUCAGGAUUUUUGAAGCUACUGCUGCCAUUGCCAAGUUACAUGAGAUGCCUUGUGCAACCACAAAAAACAAAAGUAGUGAAUGUGGGAUGCAUGAUCAUACAAUUACCACAUCCACUACCAAGGAAGAAUUGGUGCUACAUGUACCUCCCUUGCAUAAUCUGACUUCCAAUGUCAAUGAUACAGUUACCUCUAUCGAUUUGCAUCAAAACACAGGCACAUCUUGGGAUCCACAGAAAUCAGUUGAUGCAAUUGAUCAAGCUAGCCCAGAUCUUCUUAUCCAUUCUUCUAUUGAUCAAGGAACUUGCCAACAGGAUGGUUACAAAAUUGUUCUGCCGCAUGAAAAUCUUCCUCCGAUUACUGCUGCUGCCACUCCUGAGUCAUUUGAGAUGCCUGGUACAGACAUGGUCAACAAAAACUGUGAAUGGGUGAUGAGUGAUUCCAAAAUCACUACAUCAAUGACCAAAGAAGAAUUGUUGGCCCCUCUUUUAACUCAUGCACCUACAUGUAUUAAUUUGUGUCAAAACACCAACACGUCUUGGGAUCCACAAAAAACAACUAUUGUUCCAGCUAGCCCAGAUCUC
Amphimedon queenslandica is the source of this 1371-nucleotide messenger RNA. RefSeq names its product proteoglycan 4-like. The record is from RefSeq and is a predicted model, not a curated record. The annotation marks the transcript as partial. The transcript has a single exon. NCBI's taxonomy places the organism in Eukaryota, Metazoa, Porifera, Demospongiae, Haplosclerida, Niphatidae.